AUGAGGAGCUCCCUGUACAUAGUGGCGCUGUGUGCGCUGGUGGCGGCCCGCGCCGCGCCCGCGCCCGACGCGGCACCCGAGCCCGCGCCGCAACCCGCGCCGCAGCCCGCCGCCGCCGCCGCGGCUGACGACAGACCAGAGAUCAUCGAGAUCAUCGCCCCCGCCGCCAGUGCGCAGGAGACGCUGGCGACGCUGAACCUCGGCGCGCCCGGCUCCGAGCUCAGCGAGAGAAACAAGAGGACCAUCGGUAUCCUGCGCCAGCUGUUCCCCUCUCUAACGCAGAUAAUCGAACAGAAAGUACAGCAACUAACGAGUAUGGUGCUGCAAACAUUCGGGCCCGUGGUACUGCGCCUGUUCCUCGGCAACCGGAACGGCGGCGGCAACACCGGCGGCGGCACCGUCGAACUAGACGAUGACGACGACGACGACGAUGACGAUGACGACGAGCCCGCCAGCAGCACCAGCACCGCCAGCCCGAGCAGCACGAGCGCGCCCCUCACCAGCGCGCCCAGCACGCGCCGACGACGCGCGCUGUUCUUCCUGCCGAAUGCGCUCGCUGAGGAGAACCAGCUCCUGUCCGGCGCCGAGUCGCAGCAAGCCGAGGUGCGCGUCGCAUUCGGCGACGGUCAGGCAGACCAGCAAGUCGCCGCCAGCGACGACCAGCAGACCGCUGCGCAGACCAACGCGGCCAGCAUCGACGAGAUCACACUCGACGACGCUGACAACAGCGAAGAAAACAGAAAUAAGAGGUUCCUGAGCUUCGGUGGUAGCGCGAGCGCCGGUGGCUCCGGGGGCGGCUCGGGCAACUUCCUCUUCGACAUCGUCAGGCUUGUGGCUGGCUCGUCCUCGGGCUCCUCUAGCGGCGACGCUGGCGCAUCUGCUGACGGAGACGACGCUGGCGCCGCCAAGGGCGACAACCUGACGGAAGGAGUGCCCGGCCCCAUCACGAGGCUGUUCAUCAUUGCCAACCGCGGUAUCGCAAACCUCAUUCAGGACCUGAUCCUCCGGAUCGCCCAGACCUCCGAGAGAAUAGUAAACUUCAAGGCGCGACUGAUCACCUCCAUCAUUUAA
This is a messenger RNA of Spodoptera littoralis (African cotton leafworm), 1071 nucleotides long. The record is from the annotation of a GenBank genome assembly. Lineage: Eukaryota; Metazoa; Arthropoda; Insecta; Lepidoptera; Noctuidae.